Condylura cristata (star-nosed mole) is the source of this 2548-nucleotide messenger RNA. RefSeq names its product tetratricopeptide repeat domain 9C (gene TTC9C). Gene Ontology annotation, molecular function: protein binding. NCBI's taxonomy places the organism in Eukaryota, Metazoa, Chordata, Mammalia, Eulipotyphla, Talpidae. The coding region runs from base 500 to 1015 and encodes 171 amino acids. The record is from RefSeq and is a predicted model, not a curated record. The transcript has 3 exons.
CCUGGCAAAAAACGUCCACGAGUGCCCGUUGAAUAAGUGCAAAUAAAGGGCCGGCGUGGAGGCCAGAGUCCUCCAGACUGCUUUUAGCAGGCGUUCCAGCCUACCCCCCCCUUCCACUUCCAGGUCAGGGAGGUGUGUCCACGAGAAGAGGAGGAAGCAAAUUCAGCCGGCGUUCUCACGCCGGCGACCAGACCUUAGCAGAGAGUCUCCUGCUAGGGGGUUCUCAACCCCGGCAGCACCUCUGUAGGGAGUCACUCAGUUUCUGGCUUUACUACUUCAUUCACGCCCUGACUAGUUUCCAGCACUUCUAGAGAUUGAGAAACACUGCAGAGAGGAAAGGGCUGUCAGAAUCCAAGCCCACUCCCCUCGGGGCCUCCUGGGGAAGGGCCAUCUCUUGUUUGCCGAAAUCAUCGGCCGCCAAAAUCAGUUCAUUUGCUCCCAUCCCAGAGCUUCAGUGCCUUCAUUUCCCGGUUCUGCAAGCACACCGGGCGACAGAGUUAUGGAGAAGCGCCUGCAGGAGGCUCAGCUGUACAAGGAGAAAGGGAACCAGCGUUACCGGGAAGGGAAAUACCGAGACGCUGUGAGUAGGUACCAUCGAGCUCUGCUUCAGCUGCGAGGGCUGGAUCCAAGUCUGCCCUCCCCGAUACCUAAUCUAGGACCUCAGGGUCCGGCUCUCACUGCCGAGCAAGAAAACAUACUGCACACCACCCAGACAGACUGCUACAACAAUCUAGCUGCUUGUCUCCUUCAGAUGGAGCCUGUAAACUACGAACGUGUGAAAGAAUACAGCCAGAAAGUCCUUGAACGCCAGCCUGACAAUGCCAAGGCCUUGUACCGGGCUGGGGUGGCCUUUUUCCACCUGCAGGACUAUGAGCAGGCGCGGCACUACCUCCUGGCUGCUGUCAGCCGACAGCCGAAAGAUGCCAAUGUCCGGAGAUACCUCCAGCUAACACAGUCGGAACUCAGCAGCUACCGUCGGAAAGAGAAGCAACUCUACCUAGGAAUGUUUGGUUAACAAAGAAGAAAGAUGCUUCUCACUUGAACUUAGGGGAACCAUUAAUGACUUAUUGAGGGGGGCCUCAGUAAGAGUAAUCAGCACCACAUUGCUGACCCAAUGGAUUUCUGUUUUGUUUUCAUUUCUGUCCAAAAUCUUCACCUCUUGGCUAUCCAUCCAUAUAUUGUGGAGCUCUCAAUUCCCGGCAUUCUUGGGGACAUUCACUUGGAAGAAACAACCAGAAAUCACUCACCAGCUGGGGUGGAAUUGAUCAUAUCUACGGCACAGGCCUGGUGGGUGAGCUUAAUGUAGUUGUGUACAGAGGAGCAGCGGCAGAGGAUGAGAGAGUAAGGCUGGACGGAAAGGAGUUUCUCCAUUGUUCUCUCAGAUACCCAAAGCUACAGUUACACAGGCCACCAGCUAGGAAACUAUAAUUUGGACAGACAUUAAACAGCAAAAGGAAAGAUUUUUAAAUCAGCUAUUUUUGUUUAACUCCUUAAUAUACCAACUACAAUCAUAUUUUUUUUUCUUACAUAGUACCUGGAUUCCACUGUUUCCUUGGGUAACUUCUACUCCUUGCUGUUGUUCAUACUCAGAUUACUAAGGUAGUAUACUUCUUUAUUUUUUCAUUAAAUUCUUCUAUUGUAAAACCUCAGGAAUCAAGCAUUUACCUUUUCAUUUGAGCCCAUCAGCCUUCAUGCCAAAAACACCCAAGUAAACAUUUUAAUUUUGUAAUAGAUUGGGCAUCUAGGGUAUGCUUCUUUCGCUAAAGGACAUAAGAAAGAUGUCAGGCUGCUAGAAAUAAUCUCAGAUAAGAACAUACAUCUGUCCUUUACCUGUCACCUUGUAUUUUGCAAGAGCUCAGUUGUUUACAGAGGGAAACAAGACUUCUCCUUCCUUAGUGCCUUCCAAACACCUGACAGAACUUUCUGGUAGCUGUACUGGGCCUGGGUACAGGUUCCAGGUCUCAUGCAGCUAGGACUUGAUAGCAGGCUCCAUCAACCAGGAACUCCUUUCCUGUUCUGUUCACUCUGGUGAGUAACGUACAUGUUCAGCAGUGUAGUCAGAGGUGUGCAGUACCCCUCCUUGUCGCAAGGGGAGAGAGAAGCUUGUCAUCAGCUGUCACACACAGGCCGAUUUCUGAAACAGAAAAACCCGCCAUAGCUUUGCCACUGUGCUCGAGUCUUUCAUUUACCUUCCCCUCUCCCAGUGAAGUGGGCUGUUCUUUGCAUGUCCUUGUACCAAUCAGUAACAGCUACCGGCUUACCACAAAAAGAUUUUCUAUCAAGUAAUCUUAGGAAAUGAAGGACACAACCAACAAUGUGUAUAAUAUUGUCGUUCUCUUCUAAGCUGCUUAAGUUGCAAAGCCUAGUGUGUUAACAAGUUUGGCCAAAGUUGUGUUUGUUUGAACUGCUUUUUAUUUUCUGGCUUUAUCUUCUAUUUUGUUUUUCUUUCCCAAAGAUUCAGUGUUACAGCAAGCUUUCUUGUGCAUCAUUAAGGAAAAAAAUAAAGCUCAUAUUUGAAAGCAUUUGAGGAAUUACUGCAUUAAUCCUU